AUGUCAGCAACAGGGGCGUUCGAAUCUGAAGAACUGCAUUCAGUUUCUGGCUGGAAGAGAAGAGGUACCUCUAUCAGUCUGCCGCGACUCGGAGACUCCAUCCCACCAUUCGGGUCGAUUUUGAGCCCGACCGUGAGCCGGCCCGUCAGUUUCGAGGUUGAUGGUUUGGCUUUGGCCCUGAAGGAUAAGCGGUGGUUCGGCAUCCGUGGGGUCGUCGGCACGGCGAGGGCGGCUGCAGCGUGGAGGGAGGUCGGCGAUUUGGGAUUCGGCUACCCGAGAUGCUCGAUAUGUUCGAGGUCGAUCGUCACGGAUUUAGGCCGUUGGUGGUCGCGGAUUCGGCUGUUCGGCCCGUCUAUGGUAGGGAGAUCCGAGCGGGCCGUCUGUGAUGUAGGAUCCGUGUUCGGCCCGCAUAUGGUGGUUGGUUUCGACCCGCGGUCGGUUAUUCGGCCCGCGGAGGUGGAUGGUUCUGUUCGGCCCACGAACGGUUGUAGGUCCGGCCCACGAACGGUGAUUCGGCCUGCGGAAGCGGAUGGUUCUGUUCGGCCCACGAACGGUUGUAGGUCCGGCCCGCGAACGGUGGUAGGUUCGGCCCGCGGAUGGUGGUGUAGUUGGGGUUCAACAAUGGAGAUUCGGUCCGGCUGGGGGGUUGUGACCGAGUUCGGCUGUGGUCUUGAACUGACGAGAUCGGAUUUCCGCUCCAAGAAUACAAAAUUUCUCAUUUUUCAGUUUGAUGUUAAUUCGCUCCCAGCAUUCAAAAAAUUC
Striga asiatica is the source of this 762-nucleotide messenger RNA. The record is from the annotation of a GenBank genome assembly. Lineage: Eukaryota; Viridiplantae; Streptophyta; Magnoliopsida; Lamiales; Orobanchaceae.